Messenger RNA from Andrographis paniculata, 1289 nucleotides. Its product is annotated as heavy metal-associated isoprenylated plant protein 35-like. The record is from RefSeq and is a predicted model, not a curated record. Bases 149 to 586 code for a protein of 145 amino acids. The transcript is spliced from 3 exons. NCBI's taxonomy places the organism in Eukaryota, Viridiplantae, Streptophyta, Magnoliopsida, Lamiales, Acanthaceae. Gene Ontology annotation, molecular function: metal ion binding.
ACAAAACCCAAGAUUUAUUUCAGCAGUCUGAGAGUUCUGACCAGAGAAGAGGAGCAAAGCUUUGAGGAGAGGAUUACAGACACAUUGAGAGAGAGAGAGAGAGAGAGAAAUAUAUAUAUAUAUAUAUAAGGUGUAUGUGUGUGUGGAUAUGAGGAAGCUGAGUGUUGGCAGGGCCCUGGAUCGAUUCUGUCUGGUCCCUGCUGCUGCUGCUUACACAUCUUCUUGUCUCUGCAACAAUGGCUUCUUAUCUGGUCAUGGAGAAGAAGAAGAAGCAAACCCACUCAUUCCAUCCCCAGUCAAGCACAGAACCCCCUCAUCAAUGAAGCUCAAGGAUGCCAUCGCUGGCCCCCCCACUCUUGCCUUCCAGCUCAAGCCCAAGAAAGUGGUGCUGAGAGUGUCGAUGCACUGUGGUGGCUGCGCCAGGAAAGUCGAGAAGCACAUCUCAAAACUAGAAGGCGUGACUUCGUACGAAGUGGACUUGGAGACGAAGAUGGUGGUAGUAACAGGAGACAUUGUUCCCUUCGAAGUCUUGGAAAGUGUCUCCAAAGUCAAAAAUGCUGAGCUUUGGAAUACUGAAUGCUUGUGAAUUGUGAUUGAUCACAUUUACAAAUUACAAUACUCUCUCUCUCUCUCCCUCUCUCUCUCUCUCUAUAUAUAUAUAUAUAUACACAUACAUACAUAUAGAAUCGCCUAAUUAAGUUAUUCCACACAUGCACAUGCAUUCUGACCUUAAUUUGGGGAUCAAAGGCAAGCUAAAAAUAUGAAGAUGGAUUUCUUUAAUUAUCUGUGAAAAUGGUGGGUCAGUCAAAAAGAAAAAAGUAUCAUACACUCUCUGUUGCAUGGUGCACCUUGUGAUCAUCUCCAUCUCUUCAUUAUUGGUUCAGAGGGGAAGAAGAAUAAGAUUAAAUAAAAAUAUUUCUUGUUUGUUUGUGUUUGUUGCUUCUUUCUUUUUCUUUAUUCUUGAAUGGAAAUGUUCUGAUCUGAUCUUUUUCUUUGUAAGUUGCAAAAUUUUGCUUGGUUGGGUAAUCAUUAUUAUGACAGAAUUUGUUUCACAAAUAUGGCAAGAAUGGAAAUUGCAGGAAAACCUGCCAUACAGGGGUGACAUUAUAUAUAUAUAUAUGUGUGUGUUUAUAUAUUGUGAAUAGGUUAAAUUUAUCAUGAUUGUGCCAUCCCUGUCGUCCAAUUAGAUGAUAUUCUAUUACAGUGAAAUGCCAUCUGAUCUGGGCUCCCAUUGUGCGCAUGUUCUUGGAAAGUCACAUGAGUGUCCCUGUCCUAAUUCGGAAAUCUGU